AUGGCCGUGUUUCUCAAUCACGGCAUCCAACUCUCCAUCGACGGAAAAACCCUCUACGCCUCUUCUUCCAACUCGGUCUACAGCUGGGCAUACGACGCAGACGCCAUCCGCGUCAGCGACGAGAAAUCUCCCAAGACGCUCAUCAGCAACAUGACUAACGCGGGCGGCGGCCACUCCACCCGCACGCUCCUAAUCUCACGCAAACAGCCCGGAAUCCUGCUCGUCUCGCGCGGCAGCGGGAGCAACAUCGAUAACGGCGCCACCGACCAUUCCUCCGGCAUCUCACAGAUCCGAGCCUUCGACAUCUCCGAUCCCAACCUAGGAACACCCGGCGGCGGCGGCAAAGUAUACGACUACCCCAGCGAAGGCUGGACCAUCGGCUGGGGCUUGCGUAACUCGGUCGGAGUAGCCGAGGAGCCCAACACAGGCGGCAUCUACAGUGUCGAGAACAGCGCGGAUGGUAUUAAGCGCUUUGGCGUGGACAUCCACGAAGACAGUCCCGGAGAAGAAAUGAACUAUCAUGGUGUCCUCCGCUUCCCCUCUAAUCGAUCCUCUUCUUCCGGCCAAGGACAACAGCAAGGCGGAAACCACGGCUACCCCUACUGUCUCGCCCUCUACAACUCAUCUGCCACCCCUUCCUUCCCCUCAUUAGGAAAUCUCAAAACCGGCUCCCAAUUCACCCACGACUCGACGCCCUACUCUAUCCCCUUUUUGCCAUCAUCCGACUCCUCCUCCUCACAAGUAAAACCAAUCAACAUCACCACCUCCGACACCUCCUGCUCCUCCACCAACUUCAUCCCUCCCCGCCUCACCUUCCCCGCACACACCGCCCCUCUCGACAUCAAGUUCAGCAACGGCAAUGGCAAUCAAAGUCUAGGUCUAGCGUACAUUUCUUUCCACGGAAGCUGGGACCGCUCUACUCCCGCCGGGUACAAGUUAUCCGCUGUGCGGUUCGAUACAAGCAAAGGGGAACCGAUAGAGGCAAGCGAUAGCACGAACAGUCUUGUAGAUAUCAUGUGGAAUCGGGAUGUGAGCAAGUGUCCGGAGCAGUGUUUUAGGCCGGUGGGACUGGCAGUUGAUGAGCAAGAAAGGAUCUGGAUGACGGAUGACGAUAAGGGGGAUGUGUGGGUUUUGAAGCAGGUGGGGGAGGUUAAAGAUGAGGAAGGUGCUGAUGGGGGGAGUGGGAGUGGAAAUGUCAACGGGGAUAGCGAUAGUGCCGCUGCCCCAAUGCGUGCUAAGAGGAGUGGGAGUUGUGCAGAGUGGUUGGGUGUUGGGAUGUCGGCUAUGGCUGCGGUUGCUGGGAGUCUGUUGUUUGUUGUGUUGUGAGUAGGUUCUGGGUUCUGAGGUUUGGAGGAGGCAAAGUAUGUCUGCGAUGAUCAUCAGUUACAAAUGGAGGUAUUGCUCGAUUCUUUGUUACCUAUGCGCACUAAAACAAACUUGUGAGAAAGGAGAUGAUGAUAACCUCUAU
Neurospora tetrasperma FGSC 2508 is the source of this 1468-nucleotide messenger RNA. RefSeq lists its product as uncharacterized. The coding region runs from base 1 to 1326 and encodes 441 amino acids. NCBI's taxonomy places the organism in Eukaryota, Fungi, Ascomycota, Sordariomycetes, Sordariales, Sordariaceae. The transcript is spliced from 2 exons. The record is from RefSeq and is a predicted model, not a curated record.